AUGGCUUAUUAUACACCUAGGUAUGUACUGAAGCCUCUGAUGUCUUAUCCUGAUACUAUAGCAGAGGAUUUACUAUUCAUCAAAUUGAUUUUUGUACAUAAAACUUUUCUCUCUCUCUCUCUCUCUCUCUCUAUAGUGCUAGCUGGUGCUGCUGUUUCUGGGAUGCUCACUUGGGCAUGCAAUGUUAUAACUGGAGGGGUUAUUGGACUAUGGUCCUUAUCAUUUACAUGCUUGCUGAGAAGUUUGCUCAAUCUUCAACUUAUAUCAGAUAAGUUCUUUCACUUGUCCAACUACCCAGAUGACCAAACAUGUUUUAUAUCAGAUAAGUUCUUUCACUGGUCCAACUACCCAGAUGACCAAACAUGUCACUUUGUUGUUAUUAGCAUCCACGUCGGGAUUAGGGUAUUCAUGGAAGAUAAAUCUUUCAUGGUAUAA
Molecule: messenger RNA, 435 nt
Organism: Ilex paraguariensis (yerba mate)
Lineage: Eukaryota; Viridiplantae; Streptophyta; Magnoliopsida; Aquifoliales; Aquifoliaceae
Source: the annotation of a GenBank genome assembly